AUGCGCGUGAGAGUCACAUGUGAUGGCUCCACUGGAAGCAAGCGCUUUCUUGUCCGGGUCCCGCAGGAUUUGGAGCUGGUGGCAGACCUAGUCAGGCAUGUCCAGAUGCGUCUGCCAGAGAAAGUCGAAUCUUUGGUCUUAAGGGUUGGCGGUUUUGCAUUGCUCCCAACCCUUCGCCUCACCGACGUUGUGCGAGACGAUGACGAGGUGACGGUCAGCACUGCCGGCAGCGAAAAUGGCUCAACAGUUUUGGCACUGCCCGCACCUCUGGGCCCGCCGGAAAAACGGCAAAGACUGCCAGGGCAAGGCUUGCAAGCUGCAAAGCUCAGCCAGGCAGAUGCCCAAGCUGCACAGAAGGAGCGGGUGCUUCCUCCCUUCCCUCAGCCUUCUAUGGCAAAUGGGGCAGACGCCAAGAAGCCCAAGGAAGCGGCUGCGAAGGCUCCGAAGGCGAGGAAGGAGACCAAGGAGACAAAGGGUGGAACGGUGACAUCCAAGCAGGCUGCAGCAGAAGCACGUCAGGUGCUCGCGCGCUCGAAACAGCCAAGCCUGGACGCGAAGGAGGAGAACGUGGACCAGGCUCGUUCUGUGAACCAUCCGCUCCUGGGACAACUCGAGGAGUACAGGAUAUCGGGCUUCAAGCGUGCAGUUGAGGGAGUGGAUCUUUGGGGCCUAGAAUUCAAUGUGGUUGAGCACUACUUCGGAGAUACGAACUGGCCGAAGGAUAACCAUCUCCAGUCCCUGGCAGAUGGGGAUGGCUUUGUUGCCUUAGACAGCAUCGCAGACUUUUCACUGCUGCGGCAGCUGUGCAGCGACAUCCCCACCAUCCGCGACAGCCUUGAUACUUCUGAGGCACCCAAGCCGGCCGCUGGUGGUGGCUAUGCUGCUAAGAAGGCACCUGCUGCCUCUGGCCAUGAUAGCGGCGAGGACAGCGCUGAAGAAAGCCGUGGCGCAGACCCAUCAGUAACGGCCGAGCGAUUCGACCGCGAUAUGGACCUGCUGCACAAGAGGAUGAAGCCAGUGUUGCAGGCGCACGGGGCCGAUGCCCCAAUCCAGGUGACUGCGUCGCCGGCUCCUGCUGCACCGUCGCAGGAGCAGCGAGAUUCCGAGGCAGAUGCGAUCGAGCUGCAAGCAGACCUCGCAGACGUCGAGGAUGAUGCAGCCAUUGCAGCUGAGCUCCAACGUGAGGAGGAGGAGCAAGCCGGCCUCGCUCCUGGCACAGCUUCCACAAGUGCAGCUACAAGGCCUGAUCUUCUUGCCGCAGCCACAGCGGUGGCUGCCGCUCGAGAGGAGGAGCGUAAAGCCGAGGAGGGGGAUGACGACGAGUCCUGGGCCGAGGAAGAGAUCCAGCGUGGAUCGACCUCGAAGGCUGGUCUGAUGCAGAUCAAGGUGAGAGUUCCGGAUGGCUGCGGAGAAGGAGACACGCUGGAGGUUGUUGCCCCAAGCGGUGACCUCAUCCAUGUGCUGGUGCCCCCUGGCCAUGGACCAGGUUCACUGCUGCUCGUCCAGGUGCAGCAGCGUGCCGAAGGGGCCAAGGGUCCUGAGAACCUCCUGUACACAUCCUUGACUGACCGGCACACGCUGGAACAGUGGGAAGCACUGCUUCAGAAGUUAGUCUCCGGCUACAGUGUGAUCAAGGCAAGCAGGGCGCAAGGGAUAGGAUCCUUUGUGGCAACCGUGUCGCCAGGAACGGCAAGCUGUACAACCGCAGCUUUUGGCUACACGGUGGCAGUCGGCUUCCCAGUCUUUCAUGAGGCACAUAGACCUGCGACAGCGGCGGCCUUGGCACGGUCCAAGAUGCUCUUGCGCAAUGUGAUCGAGUUGAAUAGCUCCAUACGCGCGAUGUCUCUACCAUCAUGGAUGUGCAAAGCAUUCUACGCCAAUGCGGCACUGGACCUGUUGAUUUUCCUUGUGCCUGGGUCCAUCGGCGUGCCGGACCUUAUUGCCGCAAAGUUCCCCGCGGGCAAGAAAGAAGGCGAGAUUGAGCAGCUCAUUCAGCUCUUCCACCGACAAGGAGGUUUCGCCUUCCUUCUGCACGGCGCCGUGCGGUUCGCAGCGGGGUACUAUCAGACGGAGGAAAUGGUUUACCUGGCCUUAUUCAGCUAUGCCGUGGAGGCUUCACAGCUCCUGUACUUCUACGUCAAGGGCACGGCUUUGCAAGCCAUCUGGCUGGUCCUUAUUGGCAUCACCAUUUGGACCUCGGUCAUCCUCCACGUAGGCCUAGGCUUCGGGGCCUGA
This is a messenger RNA of Symbiodinium pilosum, 2235 nucleotides long. NCBI's taxonomy places the organism in Eukaryota, Dinophyceae, Suessiales, Symbiodiniaceae. The record is from the annotation of a GenBank genome assembly.